Columba livia (rock pigeon) is the source of this 1089-nucleotide messenger RNA. It is a transcript of the gene DTYMK, whose product is annotated as deoxythymidylate kinase. Gene Ontology annotation, molecular function: ATP binding; dTMP kinase activity; nucleoside diphosphate kinase activity. NCBI's taxonomy places the organism in Eukaryota, Metazoa, Chordata, Aves, Columbiformes, Columbidae. The record is from RefSeq and is a predicted model, not a curated record. Gene Ontology annotation, cellular component: mitochondrion; cytosol; cytoplasm. Bases 32 to 670 code for a protein of 212 amino acids. Gene Ontology annotation, biological process: dTDP biosynthetic process; dTTP biosynthetic process; dUDP biosynthetic process. The transcript is spliced from 5 exons.
GGGCGGCGGCGGAAGGGGCAGGGUGGGCGCAAUGGCGGGCCGGCGGGGAGCGCUGAUCGUGCUGGAGGGGGUGGACCGGGCCGGGAAGAGCACCCAGAGCCGGCGGCUGGUCGAGGCCCUGCGGGCACAGGGGCACCGCGCCGACCUCCUCCGCUUCCCGGAGCGAACCACGGAGAUCGGGCAGCUGAUCAGCUCCUACCUGCUGAAGGAGAAGAACCUGGAGGAUCACACCGUUCACCUGCUCUUCUCCGCCAACCGCUGGGAACACGUACCGUUGAUGAAAGAGAAACUGCAUCAAGGGAUCACGCUUGUGGUUGACAGAUAUGCCUUUUCUGGAGUGGCCUUCACGAGCGCCAAGGAGAACUUCUGCCUGGACUGGUGCAAACAGCCCGACGUUGGACUCCCAAAGCCGGAUCUGAUCCUGUUUCUUCAGCUGAGCCCGGAAGAAGCAGCGGAACGAGGGAACUUUGGAAAUGAACGUUACGAGAACAGCUCCUUCCAAGAGAAAGUCCUGCAGUCCUACUACCAUCUGAUGAAGGACAAGACGUUAAACUGGAAGACCAUGAAUGCUUCCAAGGGCAUUGAAGACUUGCACAGAGAAAUCAAGUCCAUCGCGGAGGAAACCAUGCGUGAGGUUCAGAAUAAACCUUUGGGAGAACUCUGGAAAUAAAACUUUAUACAAGUUAUUCUUUUCGACUGAAGGCAAAACUCACCAUUUGGAUCUUCCCCGCUUGGAUAACGACAUCACCCGCCAGGAACUACCGCGUACACCCCAUGUAUUCUGGACCACCAUAGUGCGGAUAUCCUCGUGGUUUUAUCUGCUCUUCCCUUCUGGCCUGUGUAGUUCUUGCUGUAUUUUAUAAGUGAAAAUGCGACAAGCACGUAACAAAUUCCUCAUUCAAACCCUCCCUACGCCAUGAGGAGCUGUUGUUCCAGCCCCAGUCCUGUCGCACAGGUGUGCGGGAGCCCAGGGUGCAGCAGCAACAGAAUUCCCUGUUCUGGGGAAUUGCCUCUCUAGUCCCCGGUGCUGAAACCAGUUUGUAGAAGGCUUGCUAAUAAAUUACUAUUUUUAACAUUUUGCACAGGGCA